Myxocyprinus asiaticus (Chinese sucker) is the source of this 2829-nucleotide messenger RNA. RefSeq names its product Rh blood group, D antigen (gene rhd). Gene Ontology annotation, cellular component: plasma membrane. The transcript is spliced from 10 exons. Gene Ontology annotation, biological process: ammonium transmembrane transport; ammonium homeostasis. Gene Ontology annotation, molecular function: ammonium channel activity. NCBI's taxonomy places the organism in Eukaryota, Metazoa, Chordata, Actinopteri, Cypriniformes, Catostomidae. Bases 43 to 1314 code for a protein of 423 amino acids. The record is from RefSeq and is a predicted model, not a curated record.
GUUUUUAUUGAUUACAGACAUUGAGAGUUUCUCACAGAUAUAAUGCCUCCUCAGUACUCCCCCAGUCUCCGCUUGAGUCUUCCACUUGUGGCCUUUCUGCUGGAAACAAUCUUUAUCCUACUGUUUGUAUUUUUUGUGAAAAUAGAGCACCAUGAACAGGUUCACACAAAGUUUGACAAAAAGACUUUCAUCCGCUCAUAUGCAGAAUUCCAAGAUGUCCAUGUGAUGAUAUUUAUGGGAUUUGGAUUCUUGGCCACGUUCCUUGUACGAUAUGGUUUUAGUGGAUCAGGUUUUAACAUGUUGGUGGCAGCAAUGUCCAUCCAGUGGGCUAUCUUAAUGAAUGGCUUUCUGCUGCCACAACGCCACCACAGCAGAGAGAUCUAUGUCAAUUUGAAGAGCUUGAUUGAGGCAGAGCUCUGUGCAGCUUCCGCCCUUGUUGCGAUGGGAGCGGUCCAUGGAAAGACAAAUCCGGUCCAGCUUCAGCUAAUGGCCAUGGUGGAGGUCACGGGGUUUGUGGUCAGUCAGUGGAUCCUGAGAACUCUGCUCCAUGCAGAUCCACUGUACAGCUUCAUGCUCCUGCACAUCUUCGGGGCUCUUUUUGGUGUGAUGGUGUCAUGGGUACUGCACAGAGAGGGGAUCAAACCACAGCAUGAAAAAGAGAAAACUGACCAUAGGAGUGGCUUAUUCGCCAUGUUGGGAAUGCUUUUCCUGUGGAUGUUCUGGCCUAGUUUUAACUCGACACUGGUGCAUCACAGGGAAAGAGGGCUUAAGCUUACUGUCAUAUAUGGGACGUAUCUGUCUUUGGCCGUCAGCGUUGUCAUUGCGAUGUCCAUCUCUAUGCUGUUCAGUUCCAAAGGAAAAAUUAACAUGAUGCAUGUUCAGAGCUCCGCCCUGUCUGGUGGUGUUGCCAUUGGAGUUGCCAUGACAGCAGUCCAUGCUCCAUGGGUUGCCAUGACGAUUGGCUUCUGCGCCGCUUUAUUAUCAACCCUGGGAUUUCGAUACAUGAAGGGUCACAUGCUGUUUGCUUUUGAGUGUCAUGACACCUGCGGCGUCAUAAAUGUGCACGCCAUACCAGGAAUUCUAGGAUGGCUCGCUCAUCUACUUCUACAGAUGACCAGUACUGAAAGCACAAUAGCUAUGCAGUUUGCAGUACAUCACAUCUUUGUCCUCCUCAUAACCGUGUGCAUGAGUAUGGUAAUGGGCACGGCCACAGGACUUUUCCUUAAAUGGAGCUUCUGGAGAUCUCAGCAGGACAGGAAGUGCUUUGAUGACCAGGCAUUCUGGGAGUUUCCAAAUUUGGUGGUACAAAAGUGAAGCACAGCAACAGAGGACUCAGGACAUAAAAUCACAAAUGCAAUAAAUACAAAGUGUGCUCGUGUGAGUGAGAGGUUAGAGGUUGCCUAAAUAAACAUUUUACUAUUUAAAAUGUCUUUGAAUGGAAAACAAUAUAUUUUCUAAGAGAUAAGUCAUACUAAACAAGGCCAAGGAAAUUUCCAAGCCUCAGGAAAUUGAUGCAGAUUGAAUUACUUCAGUAGAAGCAGCAAACACAGAGAAGAGUUUGUUUCAGUCAAUGGCAAACUUAUAAAAGACACAAUAACCUAAUGCAAUAUAUAAAACUAACCUCAUAGCAGAGCAGAUUGACUACUCCACAAACUUGUGUUAUUAAAUUUUGUUUGAUGUGAAUAUCGCAAAUAAAGAUUUUCAGAAGAAAGAAUUGAACUUCUGGAAAUAAAACACCAGCUCUGUACAUAUUUACAACAAUUUUAUUUGUUUUAAGCCCACAGCUGGAUAAAGUUUAGCUACAUUUUGUCGAAAAGAGAGACAUGGAUUACAUUAAAAUGUUACAUUCUUUAAGCGUGUAGAAAUCACAAAACCUCUAAUUUAUUAGCGCUGACAGACAAGUCUACUUCUCUGACUGAUGUUGCUUUAUUCUCCCAUAACCAAUGAAAUAAAAAGAAAUUGUGCUUUUUUGAACAUGGACAUUUUUUUUUUAUACAUAUCCCAAUUCCCACAAGCCCAAACUAACACAGAGAGUGAACUUAAAACUCCGAAACACAAAAUAUAUUACCAGAAUUCCCACAAUCAUGGACAACCUGGAAAUUAUCACGAAAUUUUAAAGGUGACAAAUGUAAUUUCUGCAGCAUCAAACACAACGGCAAAAAUAAUAAUGACAUUUCAAACAUUUCCCCUGUCUGACAUAGGCUGGUAAAACAGGUAGUCCCGUGUCAAACUCAUGCCAUUGGAUGAGCCAAUGUAGUUGUGUCCGACCCUGUUGGGCCGUUCAUACAAGCAGAUUACAAUUUUGUUUGGUUAUUCUAAUUGUACAGAAACACUUCACCUUUAAAAUUGUGAUUUUCCAGGCCUGGGAAAGUCAUGGAAAAUAAUAAAAAAGUGUGACGUACAACAAAACUUUGUGUCACUGUGUGGUGAUGUCAGCUCAUCAAAGAUCGAUAAAUUUGGCAAAUUUGAUAGGAGUGUAUUCUCAAAUCUGCACGUUGAUACAUGAAUGAAAGUCUAAACUUAAAGAUAAAGAUACAAAUUUGGUGGCUUACUAAAAAACUCCCAUGCAAAUGAUGCAUUAAAAAUAGCAACACAGUAAAAUUGAAGGACAGGAAACAAAACAAAGGAACAUUUAGCAUAUUUAAGAAAGGGUGUCAACUGAGAACUAUAAAAAGAGUCUGAUAGAGAAAGAGAUUGAGAGAGAGUGCAAAUAAGCAGCAUUAUGUCAGAGAACAGAGGAGUUGGGUGUGGACUGUGGGAUGUGAUUGGAUGAAAUGGAUCUUCAUUGCCAGAGGUCCUCAGUGCGGCCAAACUUAAACACCAGACCAC